AUGUGUUCUUCUGAUGAAAUUCUCUCAUUUAUAAAUGAUCCUCGUUAUCUUGCAAAUCUUCUUAAAGAAAAAUCUAAUACAAUAAUAGAUGAUUCAAUAUAUAUUCAUAUCGCAAAUCAUUUUCUUUGUCAAGAUAUAUCUAUUGAAGGACUUUCUGUACAACGAAAUUUAUAUGGUAGAUCAAGAUCAUCAUUAUUAAAUCAAUGUGAAAUUGAUCUACUUAUAUUUAAUAUAAAAGAAUGUCUUAAUUCAAAUUCGAAAGAAUUAACGAAACAUUUUCUUCAAUAUUUACAUAAUAUUAAUCGAUUAUUAUUACCAAAUAAAUAUCGUGAUAUUGCUUAUUUAUGUGCAUUGAUACUUUUACCACAUAGUAAUAAAAAUGUAAUUGCAUGUAUUCUAUGUGCAUAUAUUGAAAUGAAUACAUUUAAUAAUUUAAGAUAUGAUUUAAUUAUUAAUAGUUUAUAUAAAAAUGAAGAUGAAGAAGAAGAAGAAGAUAAUCCAUGGAUUGAUCAAUUAACAAAAUUACUUAUUGAAAAAGACAAACAAUGGUUAAGAAAAUUUUAUUUAGAAAAAAUCUAUACAAAAGAACUUUUAUAUGCUAUUGAUAUACAUGAUCAAGAAAAGAUUUUAAGUAUUCAACCAAUAAAACAAAAUUCUCAAGAAUUAUUUUCAAAAAUAAUUGAAAAAAUCGAUUUAAGUGAAAUAUCAAAUUUAGAUGAUCUACAUUCAAGAUUAUCAUAUUAUGUAUUAAAUAAUCUUCCUAAUGAUUCAAUAAAUGAUUUAUGUCUAUUUAAUUUAUUAUCAUCAUCAUCAAAUAAUUAUCCAGAAGAUCUUCAUAUAUUAUUUUCUUGUUCAUUAAUAUCUAUUAUUGAUAAAAAUAAUUAUUCAGAAUUAAAUCUUCGUUUAUUUCGUUGUUUAAUUCUAUUAAUAAAUAAUUAUUAUAUAAAUCAACAAGAUUUAUUUGAUGAUAAUCGUUAUCGUUUAAUAAUUGUUUAUCUUGUUUCAAAAUUAAUUUGUGAAGUUCAUCAACGUCGUUCAAAAUCUGAACAUGAAUGGUAUUGUUUAUAUAUUGAUAUACCAAAACAACAUCCAUUACCAACAUUUGAUUUAUUUGCUGAUCUUAUUUGUUUAUUAGCAACAUUAUCUUAUAAUAAUAUUGAUUGUCAAAAUCAAAUUCGAAAUACACAUGGUACUAUUGAAUCAAUUCUUUCAAUGACACAAAUUGAUCUUAAUCAACCUAAAGCUCAAGCAUGUGUUGCUUGGUUAAUUAAAUGUUUAACUGAAAAUAACGAAGAUAAUAGAAAUUAUAUUAAACAAAUAAAAUAA
Molecule: messenger RNA, 1326 nt
Organism: Rotaria sp. Silwood1
Lineage: Eukaryota; Metazoa; Rotifera; Eurotatoria; Philodinida; Philodinidae
Source: the annotation of a GenBank genome assembly